AUGGCUCCCUUGAUUUCCAAGAAGGUGCUGAUGAUCACCAACAUCGAGCGUGGCGAGAUCAACACCUUCCUCGCCACGGCUGCGGCCCUCAAGGCUGCCAACGUCGCCUUGGACCUGCAUCUCGCCACCUUUGAUGGCGUCCAAGAUGCACUCCCCGAGGGCGUCACGUAUCACCAAAUCAAUGGCAUCUCCAUGUCCGAGGCCCUUCAGAAGCAUUUCCUUCGCACGCAGGGACAUGCCAACUUCCCGGACUCCUUCACCAGGGAGCCUGGCUUCGUGAAUACCCAACAGGCCAUAAAGGACGCCAUGUCGACCUCUGUCCCCUACACGGGACCCCAGAUGGUCGACGUCUUCACCUCCAUCGUGUCCAUCAUCAAGGACACCGAGCCAGACUUGAUCGUCGUUGAUAGCCUCAUGGCCGCGGGCCUGACUGCCUGCUACCAUGUGGGCACCAAGUUCAUCUGCCUUGGUCCAACUUCCAUCAAGACAUUCGCAGCCUCCUCGCAGCCUCGCGCCGCCGGACUCUGGAAGUUUCCAGCGCCCUUCUCUGGAUUCUCGUACCCUGUGCAGUGGCACCAGAUACCCUUGAAUCUUUUCUAUGCCUUCUCUCAGGUUAGGGCCCUCAAGAAGGACAAUCAAAGAAAGGAUGUUCAAUCGUACCUGAACGCCCACUGCGUCAUCAGAACUCCUGCCGACCUGGUUGACAACCGCCCCGAGGGCGUCAAGAUCCUGGUCAGCAGCCUUCCCGAGCUGGACUAUCCGCUCAAGGUGCCUGCCCACAUCAUCCCCUGCGGACCUGUGGUUCGAGCCUACGCUCCCCUCUACAAGACCAAUCCGAAGCUGGCCGAAUGGCUCGCCAACGGACACACGAUCCUCGUCAACAUGGGAGCUCUGGUCAAGGUCUCGGAGGCGCAGGCCUUUGAGAUGGCGAAAGCCCUCAAGACCGUCAUUGAUCGUUUCGACCAGAACUCCGAGAAGAAGCGGAUUCAGGUGUUGUGGAAGCUCCAGAAGAAGGGCAGAUACUCCAUCUAUGCGCCUGAAUGCAUCCUCGCCCACGUCCUUGGCAAGGAGUUCGCGUAUGAUCGCGUCCGAGUCGUUGACUGGAUUCAACCCGAGCCCCUUUCCAUCCUCCAGACUGGAGACGUCAUUUGCUCUGUCCAUCACGGCGGAGCAGGCUCGUUCAACGAGGCUGUUGUCACCGGCGUUCCCCAGGUCGUCCUGCCAGCUUGGGCGGACAACUACGACUACGCUCAGCGUGUUGAGCUUCUCGGCGUCGGCCGUUGUGGCAACAAGACCACCAAGCCUCACUGGACUUCGGGAGAGCUUUCUCGCGAAAUGCUCGACGUUCUCAUGGGUGACAGCGCAGCAAUCAUCAAGGAGAAGGCCAUCAUUCUGCAGCAUGCUUGCCAGGAGAAGGGCAGCGGCGCUGAGAAUGCGGCCCUUGCUAUCCUGCAUGAGUGCAGCCUUCUCUGA
Messenger RNA from Trichoderma reesei QM6a, 1473 nucleotides. Its product is annotated as glycosyltransferase family 1. Gene Ontology annotation, molecular function: UDP-glycosyltransferase activity. The transcript is spliced from 3 exons. NCBI's taxonomy places the organism in Eukaryota, Fungi, Ascomycota, Sordariomycetes, Hypocreales, Hypocreaceae. The coding region runs from base 1 to 1473 and encodes 490 amino acids. The record is from RefSeq and is a predicted model, not a curated record.